Messenger RNA from Nicotiana tabacum (common tobacco), 11624 nucleotides. The record is from RefSeq and is a predicted model, not a curated record. Lineage: Eukaryota; Viridiplantae; Streptophyta; Magnoliopsida; Solanales; Solanaceae.
AAUCAACACUGAUGUUAUUGUUAUAGUUCAAACAUUGUACUCUCUUUAUUGCAAUUUUAUUCUCGAGCAUGAUCUUUCGAUCACGGCUUGGGUCGUGACUGGCGCUAUGUGAACUUGGCUCACCUAGAAAUCCAACCUAUUUUCAUGACAAAAAUUUGGCAGUUUUUAUACUGGUAGCAUUCCAAUAAUCCUGCUUUUAACCAAUCACCACAAAAGAUCCACCAACAAAAACCACAAACACAGAGACAUUAACAAUCAAUAUUUAAUAGAAAAAUGUCAAGACAUCAUAACGAAACUGUCAAACAAAACAAUGAAAAAUAAUGCUUAUCAUAGAAAGUGUAGGGAUUACUUUGGGCAACUCUCUACUAGUGGCUAACAUAUCUUCUUUACUAGUGGCUCACAUAUCUAGAGUAGUAGUAUCAGACAUCUAACGAAUCUGUAAAGGAUGAGAAGAGGGGGUCAGUCACUGACGGGUGAGUGGGAUAACUCAACAAUAGUCGUUUUGUUUGGGGAUUAGUAUUAUACACAUACACAUACAAUUGGAAAAAACAUGUAAAGUAACAAUGAGAAGAGACUGUGAAUACACAAUAUUCGACAAAAGUGAUUUAUUAUCAGAGGUAUGAUCAGAAGCGCCUGAGUCCAUGACCUACGGUCCAAGAGUACUAGACUGGGAAACACAAGCAAAAAAAUUACCAGCAACAGAAGUAUCAGUCUGAGCAACCGGGACUACUUAUGGAGAUGUCUGCUUACUUGCUCGAUACUGAAGGAAUUCAUUAUAUUGCUUUUCAGAUAAAGAAAAUCCCUGGUUACUUGUAGUCUCGGUCUGAGCAACUUAAGCGUAUUUGGGCGGUCGACCAUGUAAAGAAUAGCACACUUCACGAAUGUGUCCAAGUUUAUUACAAUAAGAACACUUGGGUCGAGAUCUUCCAAAAUGACCUCCUCGUCUAUUCUCCAUAGUUUGAGAUGUUCGAUUUUCUACUGUUUGGGAUGCAGCAGAGGAGUCAAGUGUCUGUGAUGAGAUCACUUGGUGACUGGGUGCUGUAGCAAGGCGAAGUAAUUGAGAGAAUAAUUCAACAACUGUAGGGACAAUCGAGCUAGCCAAAAUCUGGUAACGUACUGAAUCAAGGUCAUUAGAAAGUCCAGUGGGUAUAAGAGCUAGAAACAUCUUCUGUCAUUGCUCUUGUUGCUUUUCAAUACUAGCAGAAACUGCAUCAACUUCUCAAAUUCUGCAGCAUAUACUUGUCCCAAGUAAGUAGACAUAUCCAAUUCAUGUUUCUUCAAGCUUGUCAUUCGCAAUAUCACAUCAUAGAAACGAGAUAUGUCAUUAGUGUAUAAAGUACGAGCCUUUUUCCAAACUAAAUGACAUGCCUGGAAUGGACGAAACAAAGGCAUCAACAUGGAAUCAAUAGAUCGCCCCAAGAUACUACAUAACUGAGCAUCGAUCUUUUCCCACUGUGCUUUGGCCUUUAUCUCUCCCUCACUAGCUUUUUUGGUUAAGUGAUCUUGAACACCUUGACCCUUGCACCACAGUUCAACAGAGGCAGGGUUUUGAAAAGCGGUCGUUUCCUUGCUUAAAGCGAGAAGCGAAGCGAGGCGACCCUAUGACCGCUUCUGCUAUAUGAAGCGACUUAGGUAGGCAAAAACGUGCGCUUCCCACUAAAAAGCGAGAAGCGCUGAAGCGAAGCGAGGCGACCGAAGCGAGCGAUUCCCUGUUUUAAACACAUGCCAACCUAUUUAAUUAAAAAGAAAGGUGUUCUUUUAUUAAAACAUACGAGCAACAGAGAGAAAGAGGCGACUAGGGUUCCAAGUCUUGUACACUUUUCAACUUAAACAUAUGACCAACAACAACAGGUAUGUGAUUUCUUCUUUCACUGUUUCAGCGUCCAAAUAGCAGCGAAAUACUGGCGAAUUUUUUUUCCCCUUCGGUUCUUCUUUUUCAGUCUUCUCAUCUUCGUUGAAAUGCUGCCCAGUUCUUCUUUCACUGUUUUUAUGCUGCCCAAUUUUUAACAGAAUGGUAUACUGCCCUUCCGCUUCACUUCAAAAAAGCGAGCGCUUCGCUUCUCGCUUUAAGCGAAAUGGGGGUUGUCGCUUUUCCUCGCUUUACGCUCUUUACAACACUGAACAGAGGAAGCCUAAGCUAAAUACUUUGAACUUCCCAUUAAGGGCUCUGAAGUAAUUAUGAAGCUUGAAUUUUCAGAAUCCGUGUUUUUAGGACCAAAUAUAUCAAAUCCCAAAGACAUCGUUGGAUUGGAGAGAGGUCUAGAAACAAAUAAAAAAAAUAGUCAAUUGUAUCUCACUAAAACAGGAAGGAAACACUGUUUCUGCCGGGAAAAAUCACUGUAGCUGCCGGAAAAAAUUGAAAGUGAUCGGAAUAAAAAGAAAAUAUUAUGGGUAGGUUCGGAAUUACUAGACGAUCAAACUAUCCAAAAGAAAAAAUUUCAAAAUCUGGCCGGAGUAGACCGCACACGCCAGCACGUGGGACAGACGCACUGCCAGAAACAGAUCUCCGACAGGCGCUUGGGGGCGCGUGGAGGAGUCUUUGCCGGAGAAUCUUUCUUGGGUUGGUCGCCUCUGUCUUGGGAACCUUGUGGCGGUGUUGGAUUUUGCACAACACCAAGAAAAAAGGAGGGAACACAAAUCAGCCCUAAAAAGGUCGCCGGAAUUGAAGCACGACGACUGUUUUGGCUGGGUUUUCUUUCCAGGAUGUUUUCUCACUGCCGCUCUGAUUGCAUGUGAGAAAUAAUACAUGGGAAAAAUAUUGUUUAUGUAUUAACAAUAAUACAAUGAGCUCUAUAUAUAAUACAUCUAUUCCUACUACAUAUGGGGCUAGGACUAAUUACACAUAUACAUAUUCUAACAUUCGAUAUUCAGAGGCGAGUCCUAAGCAAGAAAAAAACCUGGAAAAGAUUCUACUGGAAAUGGCUCCACAUGCCGGCACGUAACAUUGACACGUUGUCCGAGCUUUUGGUGGCUCGUGAGGGUGCGUCUAGGGGUGUUUUUAGCUGCGGCUGGUAGGGGUUUGUUCGCCAAUGCGAAGAACACCUGACGCGCAGUGAUUUAAACACUCUAAAAUCGGGGUUCUCUUCAUUUUUCACUAUUUUCAAGUUUGAGCUCGGCCUAGAAGCGAUUUGAAAGAGGUUUUUCAUCCCAACUUCAGAGGUUAGUAAAUUUUAACUUGUUUCAUUACAUUUCUAUAAACACCCAUUGAUUUUAACCUUUAAUCAAUGCUUUUUCAUGGUAGAAAUUAGAGAUUUAGGUAGAAAUUGGGGAUUGUUUGAGAAAUUGAGAUUUAGACCUCAAAAUGAGGUUGGAUUUCGAAACUAAUCACAUAACCGGGCUCGGGGGUGAAUGGGUAAUGUAUUAGUUUGUGUAUAGGACUGACAGAAGGUGGUGAAGCUGCUCGGGCCGUGACUUCGCCCAAAAAUAAUUAGAAAUAGGGAGAAAACUCAGCCUAUGGAAGCUUAGUGCUACAGAGGAAACUCAUCUCAAGAUGGUAGCAAUGGCUCGAAUGCCAUGAAAAUUUCUAGCAAGAAAAAAGCUUCUUGUAUUUGGUGUAUCUUUACAUCCGAGGAACAGUACUUAUACAAAAGGUCCUAUGACUAAUUUUGGAAAGAAAAUCAAUUACAGCUAUUACAAUAAAUCAAUUAGAAUAGGAAUUUCCUAAAUCAAGUCUCCUACAAUUAAGUUUCCUGCAAUCAAGCUAGUCAACAACUAGUCAAUAGACCAUUUGGGUCAUUACAUUUUAAGUGUGUAUCUCUGUGUUUUUAUUUGGUUUUAAAGCAUGGGCAUCAAUGAUCUUUAUAACUAGCUGGAAUGUUUACAUGAACCUGUGAUGGAAUUGAGAUUCCUUGCUGUAAAAUCAUCAGAAACCUUUUUCCGUGUGAACUAUAUCUAUGAAAUGGGAAUAACUUACACAUGUACUUGUGGUGGACAGAACGGUACUUGUACUAGUGUGAGGUAGCAGGUUCCUAGUGGAAUAGUCGUAUGCAUCGAGUUCGCCUGUAUACCACCGUACUUAAAAAAGAGGAAAUGGAAAUAACUUACACCUAAAUUAUUUUAAUUGUGGAUUGGACUGAUAUACAUUGUGAUUUCUCAGACACACACAGUUCUAGAAUAAAGUUUAAGAUGGGAAUCAAUAUCAGCUGUCAGCAGUUCCUAUGGGGUUACUCACAAGGACAUCUAACCCUACUGAUAUUUUUUUUUAUAAAGCUUUGAAUUUGAACAAACUAAUGUAGCUAUUUGUAUUUUAUUAAUUCGAAUAUAACUUAAACUUGAUAGUCCCAACUAAUUUACCUUUUCUCCUUGCGUUGAACAUUCUUCGAAAUGUUUGUCUGAGAAAAACUGCCCCUGUUUCUCUCAUGGUUUGGUUGGUUAACUUCAUGGAUGGUUGUCUUAAAUCAAGUACUUUGAUUUUUCGUUAUUGAGAUCUCAAAACUAGGAAAUUCUGUUAAUCAAUUCACAGUAGAAGAAGUUUCAUCUGAACAAUUCUGAUUGUGAAAGGAAAACUGAAAAGUAAUAGGAAAGGAACAUACGAACUCUCACGACUAUCAAAGAGGCAACAAUUACUGAGCCCCUAAACUUUUUUGACGAGGUAAUAGAUUCUAAUGUUUGAAAGGGAAAUACCCCAAUUUAGUGUUUAUACCAAGUGGAGAAAUCGCCCAUACUAGCAACAACUAUAUAAGUAUUCAAAGAAAGAAGAAAAGCAAGUACCAAAAAACAAGUUCCUUUCAAGAAGCUUUGAGAUGACGCAUCUCCAAAUAGACCAUCCACUAGAACCCCCUUCGGUGCAUUUCCCUUCAGUUGUCGAGCUCCUUAAAGAUUGGGAAACCAAAUGUCGAUGAAUAUAUGUUUUAGAAGAUCCAUAUAUUAUUGGAAGUGGAGAUGAUAUUAACAACCUUUUAUAGAAAAUUUACAGUAUUACUUCCUCCAUUCAAAUUUGCUUUCCUCUGUUUGUUUUUUGGUCCAUUCCUAAAAGAUUUGUACCUUUCUAUAUUUAGAAGUUAUCAUAUUUUUUACUUUCCCAUUCCUCUAUGUCAUGACUUGUUGUGGGUCCACAUAAUACCAAAACAAAUUAUUUGGUACAACAAUACUUUUGGUAUUUUAUUCAUAUUCAUUCCAUGUCAAAAGUUUUUCUUUAUUUUUUAACUUUGUGUCUAGUCAAAUGUGCCAAACAAGUUGGACCAGGAGUAUCAUUUAGUUAAAAAGACUGUGAUUUGGGGAAGAUCAUUGGUAAAGAACUUUCAGAAAGCUCUCAGUGCAGUUGUAUUAUGAUUUUCAAAGCCCAUGUGAAAUCACAUUUUGGAGGACAAGGGACCAAACAAAAUGAUUUUUUAAUGGGUUGUGCAAUUUUGUCUUAGCGACAGACGACCUAAGAAGGAGAAGACAAAUACUUUUCAGUUGAUGCUGCUAGUGCGGGAAAGAUGGGGAGGAUGUAGACCAUGUAUUAAUACAUUGUAGUUUUGCCACAUAACUAUGAUCCUUGAUUAUUGUAUGUUUAAGUAACAUAGUUUGGGAGUUCCUGGUGCGUAUUGGAAGCGUCCACAAGUUAGGAAAUACAAAAGAUGGUCAAUAUGAAGGACUUGUAUUGUGAGAGUAGCUCCUACAGAGUCCACUGUGGAGAGUCAAGAGCUCCUUUUUAUUUCAUUUAUAUCUUUUGCUUUGAAAUGAUACUCCAAACUGUAUAGGUGGAUGAAGUUGCUUAUCAAAAUAAGUUAUAUAGAUGGAUGAAGUUUCGGAUUUUGUUGUAAAACCAUACUUUUGUAUGUAGCGAUGCCAUUUAUUCAUUAAAUCAUUGUCUUAUUAAAAAAAAGGAUCUUUACAAACUAAAAGUUCUUUGAAAUUUGAUGAACCUACAAGGCUACAACCCUUUGCCUUCAACACUUAAAUUAACCUUAAAAAAGAAACUUCUAAUGAAUCCAAUUUGUUGAGCUAUUCGUUGUUUGAAUGUUGUACAAAAUUUUGGUUAUUCGGUCAGAAAGCAACUUCCUCUUCCUCCAGGGUUCUGUUUUCUGUUAGAAUGUUUGAGUUAUAUAUAUAGUGGUAGAAGAGUUGGGUUCUUAUGUUGCUUAUUAAUUCACAUUGGACAAAUAUCAUAUGUGUAAUGUGUCUGAUACUGUAGUUAUUAGAGCCUCUACGAUCUUGGUAGAGAAUCAAGUAGCUUCUCCCUACCAGCUGAUGGCCUUAUGUCAUUUGACUUGUUAAAGUUUUUCCUUCUUCCUUCUUUGCGGUGACCACCUUGGCUAGAAUGCCUCUUUCCGGUGACCAAUCAGGCGGCACCAUACUUCUCUGGCAGCAUCACAACUCUUUUCAUGCGUCUGCUCAAAUAGCACUAAGUCACUUUACAGCAUUGCCUUCUGGUUCUUUUUGAGAAUCUUUCUUGGAGCUGUUUUGGUAAUGCUGUGUUUCUUUUCUAUGAUCAUUCCAACUAUAUCGUGCUUCUUUCCCGUGAUUGUUGUAGAGGUGCGUGUCUCUUUUCGAUGACUGUUUCGGCGUUCGCUCUUCUUUCCUGUGAUUGUUAUGAUGGCACUUCUCUUUUUUAUGAUCGUCCAGGUACUGACGACUUUUUCUGGCAAUUGUAUCAGCAACUUGACGAGAUUCCAGCGACCACAAAUUUUCUGGUAGCUUUUUGUAGAUUUUCCAACGAAAUCUACUGCCUUAAAAAAGUCACCUAUAAGGAAUUUGUCAACUGGGUCUGUGAUGACUGUGAAGUGAAGGAGCCAGGCGAACUAAACACCAAGAAAUCUGAUGCCAUCUCAGUAGAAAAUAGGGAUUGCACUAGUUUAAGACAUUGUAAAGCAACUUCUAAAGCAAAAGUGGAUGUUCCUGAGACAAAAUUAAAGAGUUGUCAAGGUAGGGAUCAGCAACUUCAUCAGCCAGGUGCUGGGAUUGAUUCGGUAGAGAAUUGUCGUAUAGCGGGUGAUAGUCCAGUUGUGAAGAUGAGCAAGAAGAGAUCUAAUCCUGCUUCAUUAAGAGAUGAAAAAUAUGAGCAAAGACUAGUACAUUGCUCUUCUGAGCAUUCCCACGAGUCACAGACAAGCAUUGAGUGCAAUGAACAAACUCAAUCAGCUAAUGCAUCUCCAUUGCCGGCUAAGCGAUUAAAGGAAGAAGUUACUGGCCCACUGGCUAGGGAGAAAUUGCAUGCUCGCCAUUUGAAGGAACCUUGUGAGGGAGAUAUUCAGCCUGGCACACAGGAUGAUUCUUCUAGCAUGAUUGAAAAGACAAUGAGUAUGUCGUCGCGUAGCAAUCAUCAUGAAGAGGAAUCAACGAUUGGAAACGAAAGAAGAUUAACACCUCAAACUAGAACUGUUGUUAAUGGAGAUCCUUCUCAAUUUUCAAAAGGUGAACAGCCAAAUGAACAUGGUGGCCUGGACCGAGCGCAACCUCUUAUUGAUUUCAUUUGGAGGGGUAGUUUUAACAUCUGGAACAAAGAGUAUGAGACAUUUUAUGGACAAGCUCACCUUUCAGUUAAAGCAUGCCAAAAGGUUUUUGAAGAAGCAAGUUUGCUUCCAGCUUCACUUCAACUGGAAAUGCUUCCAAAAUCUGACUUAUGGCCUAAGAGUUUCACUAUAUCAGAGCCGACUGAUGAUAACAUUGCAUUGUAUUUUUUCCCAUCGGACAUAAGAUGGGAAAAGGUGUUUGAUCGGUUGGUGGAGAAGAUGAUCAGUAAUGAACUUGCUCUUCGAGCAAUAGUAACUAAUGCUGAGCUUUUGGUUUUCACUUCUACGGAACUGCCCCUGCUAUACUGGAGAUUCCAGGGUAAGCACUACCUCUGGGGUGUUUUCAGAGCAAAGCGAGAUUCCAGUAGGAAUAGUAUGAUGCGAAAUGGGAAGAGAGAAUCUGAGACUCAUCCAACUCCUGGGAAUGAAUUGGCUGUCAAAGAUGGUGGAGAUGUCGCAAAUGCCAAAACGUGGGAUCAGAGUCCUCUUAGCCCUUUGAGCAAUGCAAGCCUUGGGUCUGCCACUUCCUAAAGCGUCUCUACUCGUUGUUUUGACGCAUUUCCCUCACUUCUGUGAUCUAGCAUGCUGUUUAACUGGUCGUUAAUGCAUAUAUGGGCUGAGGGCUGAGGAUCUGGUGGUUAGGACGAAACAGCUUUUGUUUUAGAGCCAUCUGGUGGGGAGAUUCGCCCGGUUAAAGAACCUAAUGUCCUGUGGAAGGUACCUGAUUUAACAAAAGCCUUCUGUUACCUGUUGAUUUGAGGAUCACUGAACCUGCUAUAUGCAGGAGCAUGGUUUUACAGGGCCAUUUAUCUCGUAAUUUCUCCUAAUGUGAUUAUCAAAAGUCUAAUCUUUUGCAGUUGUACAUGAUUGGCCGACAUUAUUAGUCCAAACGUCACCAAAUGGUUCUCCAGGUAUUAGGGUAAAUGAAUGGGAGGAGGUUUCCCAUACAAGGCUUCAUAUGGUGUUGUCUGGAUUGCAAAGUGGAAGGUAUAAUUAUACCACCAUUCAACCAAUGGAAGAUAUGAGGCCUAAUCUUGCUGUUUGUCUUAGCAAUAACACCUUAGAUAGGUCUCCACAAUUCUAUUCAACACCUCAGCUUGGCCAUCCGAUUGUGACUGAUAAGCUGAAGAGGUGCUCAAUGUAACUCCAUUUCAUGAAAACAAUUCAUGCCAAAAUUUGCUGAUAAAGACAGAGUCUAAGUCACUGAUAAUAUUUUCUGGCAUGCCACGGAGUUUGAAUAUUUGAUCUAGAAAAACUUGGGCUACAAAAGUAGCAAGGUGGGGAUGACUGAUAGCAAUGAAAUGCUCAUAUUUGGUGAACCUAUACCACCACCAAAAUAGUAAUUUUUCCUUUUGACUUGGGUAUCCCAUCUAUAAAGUCCAUGCUAAAUAUUGAACCAUGCUGAAUAAGGGAUUGCUAAUGGCUGGAGAAACGCUGGGAAAGCUACAAUGUCAUAUUUGCUUUCUAACAUACUGCACACUUUCUCACAUAAUUGUUAACUUCAUCUCUUAGCUUCUUACAAUAGAAUAGAGACGAGAUUCUUCUAUAAGUGUUCUUCAUCCGUGAAUGCCUCUACUAGUUGAAUAAUGUCUUGUCUGAGUUGGUUGUCGUUCCCAAUCACCAACCUACCAUACCUCCUUAGUUGUUAAUUAAGGAAUAUGUAGAACUUCAAAUCCUCAUCCAGUUUCUUAAUCUUAUUGAUAAGUUUCACCAUCUUUGGAUCAUGCUCCCAACUAUCCUUAAUCCUCUGAAGAAGUGAAGGCUCAGUGGGUGCAAAAGAGACCAUAAACAAUUCAGCAGUAGGUAGCCUAGAAAGAGAAUCAUCUGCCUUAUUCUCCCUUUCCUUUUUGCACUCAAUUUCAAAAUCAAAAUGCAUGAGUUUAGCUAUCUAUUUCAUCUGUGUUCCCAUGUGCAUUUUUGUUCCAACAAGAACUUCAAAGCCUUCUGAUAUGUCCUCACUAUGAAGUGUCCUCCCAACACAUAUUAGGACCAUUUAGUGACAGUCAUCACUAAAGGUAGGAGUUCCUUGUCAUAUACUGAUAACCCAUGGUGCCUGACUUAUAAUCCUUUACUUUACUGAGAUAUGCCAAUGGAUGGCCUUCUUGCAUCAACACUGCCCCAAUCCCAUGUGACAAACAUCUAUCUCCACAACAAACAACAAAGAGCUAUUUGGGAGAGCUAAAACGGGUGCACUAGUCAGUGCUUCCUUCAACAUAUUAAAGCUUGAAGUGGCCAUUUCAUCCCAGUAGAACCCCUCCUUCAACAAGCCUGCGAGUGGUUUGAUUAUAAUGCCAUACCUCCAAAUAAACCUCCUAUAGUAUCUAGCAAAUCCCAAGAAAUCCAUUAGCUCCUUCACAGAUUUAGUAAUUGGCCACCACUGGACAACUGCUAUCUUCUUAGGAGCAGUGGAAUAUCCCUUCUGCUGAGAUAAAAUGGCCAAAAUACUCUACUCUUCUAGCCCCAAAAGAGCAAUUAUACUUCUUGACAAAUAAUUUGUGUUGAACCAAUAAAUUAAAAGUGAUUCUCAAAUGUUGCUAGUGUUCUUCAAAGAUGCUUCUCUACACCAGUAUAUCAUAAAAAAAAUACCAAGAUGAACUUCCUAAGAUAGUCCUUGGAUACAUGGUUCAUAAGACUUUGUAAACUUGAGGGGGCAUUAGUAAGGCCAAAUGGCAUUACGAAGUACUCAAAAUGACCAGAGUGAGUUGUACAAGCAGUCUUCUGAACAUCUUCUUGCCAUUCUUAUAUGAUGAUAGCCUGACCUCAAAUCCAACUUUGAAUAAAUCUUGGAUCUACCUAGCUCAUCCAACAAUUCCUCUAUGAUUGGAACUGGAAACUUGUCCUUGACUGUCAUUUUGUUAAGUGCUCAGUAGUCAACACAUAGUCUCCAAGAGCCAUCCUUCUUCCCUAUACCAAUACCAUAAGUGAAGCAUAAGGACUAGAACUGGGAUGCAUUAUGCCUUAGUUCAACAUCUUCUUAACCAACAGCUCUAUGAUAUUCUUUUGGCUUGAAGAAUGCAUAUAUGGCCUAGCAUUCACUGGAUUCCUACCUUGUUGCAGUGGGAUUUUAUGAUAAAAAAUUCCUCUAAAAGGGAAAAGUUCUUUUGAAUCAGAAAAUAGCCGAUGAUACUCAUCAGUAAGAGUUAAGAUAUGAGGACGAGUUUCUCUAGAUCCUUCUACAACUUCCUCCUCUAUUGAUAACACCCUGCUCAUGAACAAUUGGCUACCUGUUUGAGCCAAUUUAUAUAGCCUCUUAGCCUCCACUGUCCUGGUCCCCUUCCUUGAUACAUAAAUCCUAAAGUUAAUUUCUGGAAACUCAGCUGGAAAUCACCAAGAGGUAAAAGGCACUGUACACCUACGAACAUAUCACAUGACCCAAGUGACAAUAACAAGAAAUCAACAGUGACAUUAUCCAAGUGAAACCAUCAGCAACAUUAACUGAUUGAUUGCAUAAAAUACUUCAGCUUCCUAGCUAGCUCAUAGUCAAUAAAAUUAUGUGACCUACCAUGAUCAACCAAGAUACUCAAGGGCCUACUUUCAGAAUAUCUUGUCACCCUCAAGGUAUGGGAACCUGGAACCCCGUUCAGUGCAUGAAUAGAGAUCUCACAAGUUUUCUCCUACUAUUCCUCAAGAUCUGCUUCUACCACUUCUUGCUCUACUAGUUCCUUCUCUACGAUUGGCUCAGGAUCCUCAUUAACUUCCAAUAAAUACAAUUGUUUGGAAGUGUUACACUUGUGACCAACGACAAACUUUUCAUCACAAAAGAAGCAUAACCCCUUUUGCCUUUUCUCACUCAUCUCAGCCGGAGUAAGUUUCCUGGUGAUACUCCUAUUUAAAUUGACAAUAAGGUCAUUCUUACUGAUUCUCUUCUCAUCUGAAUGUUGUACCCUUGGGCACUGAACUAUAAGAGCCUCCUCUAGAAUGAGAUGACCCUCAACUAAAUAAGCCUUAGUUACUUUCAACUGAGCCAUAAGCUGAGCUUUAGUAUUUCUGGCCAACUGAUAUGUUUGGGGCAAGAAUAAGGCCUGUAGUUCUUGAUUGUGAAGCCAAUCUCAGAUUUUAGGCCAGUGAUAAAGGAAGUAAUUGCAUAUUCAGGAAGAAUGACUAGCCUAGUCAUUUCAAACUCUCUCUAAUUAUCUUCUACUAGCCUUGUUCGCUCAAUCAACUUAAUUUCAGCCAUAGGGUCUGCAU